Messenger RNA from Lates calcarifer (barramundi perch), 4131 nucleotides. It is a transcript of the gene pafah1b2, whose product is annotated as platelet-activating factor acetylhydrolase 1b, catalytic subunit 2. The coding region runs from base 1111 to 1800 and encodes 229 amino acids. The transcript is spliced from 6 exons. Lineage: Eukaryota; Metazoa; Chordata; Actinopteri; Centropomidae. The record is from RefSeq and is a predicted model, not a curated record.
CAGUCUGAAUGUAUCUCAAUUAUGUCCAAAAAAGCAACACUGCUGGAUUAAGCUUAUUCCACUUUUUUGUGUCAAGAAAAUGUAUCUCAACAGAGAGAACAAAUAUAAAUUGAGCAGUUACAGUAGUUGAAUCAUGACUGAAAAGACUAUGUAGAAUGACCCCUCUGUAAUGCAGUGGUCUGGGUGGAAUAAAAUACUGUUGUGUUAUAUAAGGAUGUCAUUUCUUCUGCUUGUGUUUUAAAACAUUCAGUAUAAAACUGUUUUUACUUCAUAACUAGAACAUAGGAAGCUGACAUUCCCUGUGUUUCCUGUAGUACUGAAAGGCAGCAUUUGAUCUAACGUGACCAUGAUGCAUUGCGAUCAGCUGACACAGUGAACUGGGAUCAGAGAUGGGCCACGGGUGGAAGUGAGAGAUCAUUUUUGUGUUACACAGCAAAGAUGUCGGCGAUGUUCUACGUUGUCUAAAUUAAAAUAAACCCUCCAACUUUACGGUGUUUUCCACCACUGCUGGUGUCUGACAUAUAGUGACAUUAUAUCACACGAUGGAGAAGAUUAUUUUUGAGACUCUGAAGUGAAACGUUGUUUUUAGGUGUUUUAAUAGCAUUUUCAAAUCAACGACCCACCCAUGAUUCAUUGCGGGAGCAACAGUAAUUGUGUGUUUUUUGCCCAGUGAAUGACCUUUCAGGAAAACCUAUCUAGAAGCUGUGGGACCUUUAUAAGUUGCAGAAAGUAGCGUUGUUUAGUUUAAUGCUAAAUACGACUAUCUAGGGUCAGAGCCCUGAGAAGAGUUGGAAGUCUGCGGACUGUGACGAAUGUCUGCCUGGCAGCCACUCUUCAGGGUAAAGAUUCCCCGGUUUAUAUGUAGCUGACUGCAGUGCCCUCCACUGGUGUUAAAGCUAGUUGUAGCAGAUCGGCGCUCUCUUCGGUAAACAGUCUCUGUACUUUGCCUUCUUGACACACCUUUUGUUGUCUCGUCGAGCUGGAGUCAGCUAACGACUGCUACCGAGCAUCACCCGCGUCGACUGCCCGACAGCGGUGAAGUGAAGUUGGGGCGAAAGAGUUACUCUGAAGCCAAGGGAGCCGAGAAGUGACGGCCAACACCCUGCCAGGAUGAGUGGUGAUGAAUUGAACCCAGCUGCAGUGCCUCAGCCUGCUGAGGAUGUGCAGGGAGAUGGACGGUGGAUGUCACAGCACACAAGAUUUGUGCAGGAGUGUAAGGAUGGUGAACCAGACGUGCUUUUUGUAGGGGAUUCUAUGGUACAACUAAUGCAGCAGUAUGAGGUCUGGAGGGAGCUGUUCUCUCCUCUCCAUGCGCUCAACUUUGGCAUUGGAGGGGACACCACCUGUAAUGUGCUGUGGAGGCUGCAGAAUGGAGAGCUGGAGAACAUCCGUCCCAAGGUGGUGGUGUUGUGGGUAGGAACCAACAAUUACGAACACACAGCAGAGCAAGUUGCAGGAGGAAUUCUUGCCAUUGCACAACUGCUUACCUCCCGCCUCCCCAAGGCAAAGAUAGUUGUACUGGGUCUGUUGCCUCGAGGGGAGCGGCCCAACCCUCUGAGAGAGAAGAACGCUGCCGUUAAUGGAUUGCUGCGCUCCUGGCUGCCGCGUCUAGGUCAGGCUCAGUUACUGGACUUGGGCGGAGAGUUUGUCCACUCCGACGGAACCAUCAUCUCACAGGACAUGUUUGACUUCCUCCACCUGACGUCGACAGGUUACCGCACCGUGGCCAAGCCCCUCAGUGACCUGCUGCUUCAGAUACUGGAUGAGACGCCGGAGGAGAGACGGGCGUCACUGGUUUGAGGGCCACGGCCGAGCUACACAUUUAUCCAGAGGCAUGUCUCACCCGCUGCUGUGGGGGUGGGGGGAGACGUGCCCCUGGUGUCUGGAGGAGGAAGGGCUCACUCAUUCAGGGGUUGGGAGAGGUACCCCGAUGUGAGUGGGCCCACGAGGGGUGUGGGAUGACAUUGAUGAGUGGAGGUUUGGGUGUGGAGAGGUGCUGAAGAGGGAGAGAGACCUCACUACAGACGUAGACACUGUGAUUGCAGUAGUAAGCUCUAUUGCAAAAGGAUUUACCAAGGUCAGAAUACUCUGAAUCAUAGACAGAUAUACUGAGAUCACGUGGGACUGCAGUGGUGCGCACACACACAAACACAUACACACAUACAUUAAUUUUGGCCUGUGGAUAAAAUAAGUGUUUCUCUCUGUCACCUUUGCCACAGAGACAUGAUACAAAACAGACGAACACAAUAUAACUUCUUCCCUCAUGUUUUGUUUGAUGUCUGCAAAACUAUUAACUGUGCAGCCUCUCUGUUAACACAUAAGAAGUCAUGCGCACAACACACAGCAGGCAGGUUAUCCAACAUUGUAUAAUGUUAUGAGUCUGACCAGUAUAAUACAGAGCAGCGGUUCCCAACCUAAUGUUCAUGAAAAAUCUGAGAGGUCACAAGAAGGAAAAGUAUUUCUGUUACACAAAACUAUAUUUAUUUUGUCUGAUAUUUCUCUAUUUUUUAAAAACGUGGAACACUGAAUACUUUCAUUUCUAAAGAUCCAAAAAACCCAAAUGAAACAAUUGAAGAAUUAAAAAUCACUCUGAGUACACAGGUCAGAAAUGUUUGUCUGUCAUGUUUACUGCUGAGAUGCACACUAUGUAUUGCAGUGAGCAGUAUUUUAAAAAUAACUCACACAGUAAGAUGAUUUUGCUUACAGUGUAAUCCUGCAACACAAACAGCAUAUAAAAUAAUUUACACAGAAUUUUACCCUGAUAGUUUUGUCAGUCCACUUCUUUAUGUGUACUAUUUCAUAUACUUCUCAUAUACCAGAUAACGAGCACCUAAUCAACUAAAUUUUCACUUUUAACUUGGUGUGUAACUAUUUAAAUGUCUUUACGAACUGUUAAUCGAUAUAAAAUAGAUCAGUGGAUAUCUGGAGAGACUGCACACAUUUUAGAUCACUACUUCAUUUUGUGUCACUUGAAACCAUCACUGAACUUAAGAGUUCAAAACAAACCUGAUGUCGGUGUUCGCUGCAUGCAUGUUUUGAGGUGAACCUCAGCUUUGGUGUAGAGAGUUGGCCAACGCUUCUGUGUUACAUUAAGUGUAUAUUAAUUAUUUAUGUACAUUAAAUGAGUGAAUGUCAAUCAAAGUCACAUAUUCAUAUGUAUCAAUUAGUGAUGUUAUGCUGUUAAAUCUACUUGUCUGAUAAUCUGCAUAGGUCUUCCAAACACCCACAAACCCCGCUGCUUUCGUGCAAAGUUUUGAAUUUUGAGACGAACAGGUGGUUUGUCACAUUUGCUCCAGUCCCCCUGCCAUCAUCUUACAUUUCAAAUCUUGAGUUAUUCCUUAUGGAUACACACUGAUGUGGGACACGCACAGAUUUUUCCUGCGUCUGUCUCACACUAAUAUGUCCAGAUAUUCAUAGUCAGACUCUCAGACUUUGACUAGCUCUCUCUCCCUCUCCCUCCUUAAUAUGUGAAUAUACAGUAUUUCCUCUUAGAUGCACCUCUUCAUUCUGUUUCUCCCCUCCUCAUUAUUUCUAUCCCUGUUGUGUUCAUAGUUGACGCCAGCCUUUGUCACGCUAAGACCCUUACAUCUCUACAUGGUAUAGUUAUUGAGGGUUUUAUUUUCUCUCUUCUUUUUUUUUUUUUUUUUUUUUUUUAAGGAAUAAAAAGUAGCCACUUGGUCAAGCUACUGGACACAGCUAUAUUAAAUAUUGUCACACAAAAAUGCUAAAAAAGUGAGCACAGGUCAUGUAAAUAAAAGCAUUCGUCUGUGAGCUUCUACUUUCAAAUCGUGGCUGAGAGUCUCGUCACGCAUCAAAUUAUACUGCUGUCUUAAGCUCUGCACAUUGGCGUGCUGUGUUAAAUAUAAAUAGUGUAUGUGUGUGCCUUAAGUGUUCAUGGGGAUGGUUGUGCACAGUAUGUCUGGUACUGGAUUGUGUAAGUUGGAUGUAUGAGUGUCUAGAAGUGACCCCCGGUUGUAUAUAAGACACAUGAAGCUUGAGAACGUAAUGCUUGAGGAGGGUUCAGAUGGUGGGAACCUGUGUGUUUGGUGCAAUACGGCAUUUGCACUGUUUUGACUCGUUGUCACGUUAUUGCGUUAAAGCAUUCCAAUAAUAAAAAAAAACCAACAAGGA